Molecule: messenger RNA, 657 nt
Organism: Capsella rubella
Lineage: Eukaryota; Viridiplantae; Streptophyta; Magnoliopsida; Brassicales; Brassicaceae
Product: glycine-rich cell wall structural protein-like
Exons: 2
Coding region: 42-479 (145 amino acids)
Source: RefSeq, a predicted model, not a curated record
ACUAAGAGAGUCAUAAGAAAGAAAUUGAGAGAAAAAAAAAAAUGGCUUCCAAGGCUUUGAUACUGUUGGGUCUCUUUGCAAUUCUUCUCGUCGUCUCCGAAGUGUCUGCCGCAAGAGAGUCCGGCAUGGUGAAGCCAGAGAGUGAGGAAACAGUGAAACCUGAAGGUUAUGGACACGGCGGUCACGGAGGUGGAGGACACUAUGGAGGAGGAGGUGGAGGACACUACGGUGGAGGAGGAGGAGGAGGCCACUACGGUGGAGGUGGAGGAGGAGGCCACUACGGUGGAGGAGGAGGCCACGGACAUGGAGGAGGAGGACACGGUCUUGAGGGAUACAACGGAGGACAUGGUGGUCACGGAGGAGGAUACAACGGAGGAGGAGGUCAUGGAGGUCACGGAGGAGGAUACAACGGAGGAGGACACCACGGUGGAGGAGGUCACGGGCUUAACGAACCUGUUCAGACUCAGCCCGGUGUUUAAAACUAAUAUCAUGUAUUCACCACCAUGCAUGGUUGCACUUAAUAUAUACAUGUAUGUGUACUCUUAGUUAUGCUUAUGUGUGUGUAUGACUAUAAAUAAACCAUGGUGAGUUUGUAAUGCAGUCCCUUCAGAAAUGUUUUUGCAAUAAAGUUUCAUGAAUAUCAGCAUAAUUUCACUA